AUGCCAGAAUCUACUACAGAGAUACCAACCCCUGAGGCAACAAUGACAACAACACCUGAAGCUACCACAAAUCUACUAACACCUCAAUCUACCACAAACAAUGCAAUACAUGAUUCUACUGCAAGAAUUAAUACAGACGGAUCCUCCACAGGUAUAACAACAUCUGAUUCAACACAAUGGAUAACAAACAUAGAAUCUACCGCAGCAACUACAUUAACCGAGUCUUCCAUGGAGAUGACAUCACUUGAAGCUACACCAAUGAUGACUGUGCAAGAAACUAUGUCAACAUUAGCAACACCUGAAUCUAACACUGCAAUAAAAACAGCACCUGAAUCUAGUGUAGAAAUAUCAUCAAUUGAAACUACCACUGAUAUAACAAAACUUGACUCAUCUAUACAAACUGAAUCUAUUACAGGAAUAACGAACCUACUGACCACCAGUCACAAAACUAUGCCAGAAUCUACUACAGAGAUACCAACACCUCAGGCUACAAUGACAACAACACCUGAAGCUACCACGAAUCUACUAACACCUGAAUCUACCACAAACAAUGCAAUACAUGAUUCUACUGCAAGGAUAAAUACAGACGGAUCCUCCACAGGUAUAACAACAUAUGAUUCAACACAAUGGAUAACAAACUUAGAAUCUACCGCAGCAACUACAUUAACCGAGUCUUCCAUAAAGAUAACAUCACUUGAAACUACACCAUUGAUGACUGUGCAAGAAACUAUGUCGACAUUAGCAACACCUGAAUCUAACACGCCAAUAGAAACAGCACCUGAAUCUACAGUAGCAAUAUUAUCAAUUGAAACUACCACUGAUAUAACAAAACUUGACUCAUCUAUACAAACUGAAUCUAUUACAGGAAUAACGACACUACCGCCCACCAGUCACAUAACUACGCCAGAAUCUACUGCAGAGAUACCAACACCUCAGGCUACAAUGAUAUCAACACCUGAAGCUACCACGAAUCUACUAACACCUGAAUCUACCACAAACAAUGCAAUACAUGAUUCUACUGCAAGGAUUAAUGCAGACGGAUCCUCCACAGGUAUAACAACAUCUGAUUCAACACAAAGGAUAACAAACUUAGAAUCUACCGCAGCAACUACAUUAACCGAGUCUUCCAUAGAGAUGACAUCACUUGAAGCUACACCAAUGAUGACUGCGCAAGAAACUAUGUCAACAUUAGCAACUCCUGAAUCUAACUCUGGAACAAAAACAGCACCUGAAUCUACUGUAGAAAUGUCAUUAAUUGAAGGUACAACUGAUAUAACAAUACUUGACUCAUCUAUAAAAACUGAAUCUAUUACAGGAAUAACGACACUACCGCCCACCAGUCACAUAACUAUGCCAGAAUCUACUGCAGAGAUACCAACACCUCAGGCUACAAUGAUAUCAACACCUGAAGCUACCACGAAUCUACUAACACCUGAAUCUACCACAAACAAUGCAAUACAUGAUUCUACUGCAAGGAUAAAUACAGACGGAUCUUCCACAGGAAUAACAACAUAUGAUUCAACACAAUGGAUAACAAACUUAGAAUCUACCGCAUCAACUACAUUAACCGAGUCUUCCAUAGAUAUGACAUCACUUGAAACUACACCAAUGAUGUCUGUGCAAGAAACUAUGUCGACAUUAGCAACACCUGAAUCUAACACGGCAAUAACAACAGCACCUGAAUCUACAGUAGCAAUAUCAUCUAUUGAAACUACCACUGAUAUAACAAAACUUGACUCAUCUAUACAAACUGAAUCUAUUACAGGAAUAACGACACUACCACCCACCAGUCACAUAACUAUGCCAGAAUCUACUGCAGUGAUACCAACACCUCAGGCUACAAUGAUAUCAACACCUGAAGCUACCACGAAUCUACUAACACCUGAAUCUACCACAAACAAUGCAAUACAUGAUUCUACUGCAAGGAUUAAUGCAGACGGAUCCUCCACAGGUAUAACAACAUCUGAUUCAACACAAAGGAUAACAAACUUAGAAUCUACCGCAGCAACUACAUUAACCGAGUCUUCCAUAGAGAUGACAUCACUUGAAGCUACACCAAUGAUGACUGUGCAAGAAACUUAUGUCAACAUUAGCAACUCCUGA
Molecule: messenger RNA, 2103 nt
Organism: Saccoglossus kowalevskii
Lineage: Eukaryota; Metazoa; Hemichordata; Enteropneusta; Harrimaniidae
Product: mucin-2-like
Source: RefSeq, a predicted model, not a curated record